Messenger RNA from Sinocyclocheilus anshuiensis, 1359 nucleotides. It is a transcript of the gene stxbp6, whose product is annotated as syntaxin binding protein 6 (amisyn). Gene Ontology annotation, biological process: Golgi to plasma membrane transport; exocytosis. NCBI's taxonomy places the organism in Eukaryota, Metazoa, Chordata, Actinopteri, Cypriniformes, Cyprinidae. The transcript has 6 exons. Gene Ontology annotation, molecular function: phosphatidylinositol-4,5-bisphosphate binding. Bases 240 to 872 code for a protein of 210 amino acids. The record is from RefSeq and is a predicted model, not a curated record. Gene Ontology annotation, cellular component: exocyst; plasma membrane.
AAAGCGUCACUCACAUUUCCACGCAGUCCAGCAGCUGCGGGGUGUGCUGUCGAGGCAGUGCGCACUACAGAGUGAACACUAAUCACUGCAGAGCUCUGACAGCACAGGAGAGGAGAGGCGCGGGUUCAAACUAGCGCAGCAGCAGCAGCACAGACGGAAGACUGAAGAGAGAAUAACGCUGAACACAGUGAACGAGUUCAGAGACCCCUGCUGUCACCCAGCCUGCGCCAUCGGCUACAAUGAGUGCCAAAUCGGCCCUCAACAAGGCGAUCUUUAUUCCCAACGAUGAGAGGCUGCUGGCAGCCGUGCAGGUGAAGAGGAGGACGAAGAAAAAGAUCCCGUUUUUAGCUACCGGAGGCCCUGGUGACUACACCACAUUCAUUUGCUUAUCAGUGACCAAUAAGAAGCCAGCGCAGGUGUUCCUCACGAAGGUGAAGCAGUUUGAAGGCUCCUCGUCUUUCGUCAGGAGAUCACAGUGGACCAUCAGUCAGCUGCGGCAGGUCAACGGCAUCGACUCCGUCCGAGAUUGCCCAGAGUUUGACUUGAUAUUUGAGAACGGAUUCGACCAGUGGACUGCGGGUUCAGCUGGAGAGAAGUGCGUGUUUGUCCAGGUCCUGCAUCACACAUGUCAGCGGUUCAUCCCCGAAAGAAAACCAGACUUCAUCAACUGCCACUCCAAACUGCUGGGAGGGAACAGCAUCCUGCACGAGGCAGCAGACAGCGUUAGCAACGCGGUGCAGAAGGCCAGUCAGGCGCUGAACGAGCGCGGCGAGAGACUGGGACGCGUCGAGGAGAAGACGGGCGAGAUGAUGAACAGCGCCCAGCAUUUUGCCGACACUGCACACAAGCUUGCCAUGAAGCACAAGUGUUAAGCCUUUGCCACCUUUGCCAUACUUUUGGAGAAUCUGGUACAAAUUCCUCACCCCUGCUUAACCGCUGCUGUCAGAGAGCGUUACGGGACGUGCAUGAAUAUCAUAUGAAGAACAGUGUGUAUCAACAUGGCUGAGGCCUUGAAAAGAUCAUGCUUCCUCUACACAUGGAUGGGAUACUUGGUCAUUGCAAGCUUAAACAAAGCCUUACUCCUGUGUCCUCACUCUGACAGACCUUAAUUAUAAUUUUAAAAGAUUCAUACAAAAGAUUUUAAAUAGUUUCAAGGUUCAAAUGCCUGCUGAUAUAUGAUAUCCCUUCUUUUUUGUUUGCUUGUUUUAACCUAUUUAGUGUUUGAUAAGUGCCAUCGUGAAAGAAUUUUAGUGCGAUUAUUAGAAAUAUAUGUAUUUUUUUGUAAAAAUCCAUCUAAAGGGUUUGAAAAAAUAGCUUAUUCUAUUUUAGCAUAAUCGUUUUUUGUUUUAGUUUUUUUUU